Aspergillus viridinutans is the source of this 1590-nucleotide messenger RNA. Its product is annotated as Siz/PIAS RING finger protein. Bases 1 to 1590 code for a protein of 529 amino acids. NCBI's taxonomy places the organism in Eukaryota, Fungi, Ascomycota, Eurotiomycetes, Eurotiales, Aspergillaceae. The record is from RefSeq and is a predicted model, not a curated record. Gene Ontology annotation, biological process: protein sumoylation. Gene Ontology annotation, molecular function: SUMO ligase activity; zinc ion binding. The transcript is spliced from 7 exons.
AUGGCCUCUGCCGUUCACUCGUCUGAGCUCCAGAGCGUUGUUGCUUUGGUAAAGACACUUACGAAUGCACAGCUUAAAGAUAUCCUGAGGAGUGAGGGGCUCGCUGUUUCUGGUGUUAAAGCUUCGCUACAACUCCGGAUAAUUGACUAUAUUGAGAGACUCAACCAAGGAGGACAUACUGAGCGUUAUGAUAAUCUAAGGAGAUUCAUUUAUGCUACCGCACAUCGCGCGAUGCCUGGGCCGUCAACGACACAACAACCUCUCCCAAGCCAGCCAUAUCACGCAUCACUUAAUACCCAGUCAAUACAAACACACCAUAGGCCAACGCCAUUGACUAUACCGAUGUCAUCGCAUGGAUUCACGCCUGGCCGCAUUACUUUCAAAGACAGCCCGUUCUACACAAUCUUGGAGCAGCUUACUCCUACUGUAGAAUGCAAAAUACGCGAGCAAACCAGGGACAAUGUCGAGCUGAAAGUCGUCCUCACCCCAACUGUAGCUUCAAGAUUGCAAGCUGAUCCCAAUCUUCGGGUAAUGGUUUAUUGCGCAGCGGACAGUGGCCUCAAUCAAUACACCAAGUCCGAUAUUGCUUUCCCUCACCAAGUUGAGCUCAAAGCAAAUUUGGACGAGGUCAAGGCUAACCUGAAAGGCCUCAAGAAUAAGCCCGGUACCACGAGGCCCGCGGAUGUGACGAAUUAUAUUCGCAAAAAGCCAGGGUAUCCCAAUCAUAUUGUUAUGACUUAUGCGCUUACGCAAAAGAGAUUUUUCGUUCUUGUGAACCUAGUCCAGCGCCAUCCCAUUGAGGACCUUGUCUUGGAAUUGAAGAGGAGGAAAACGAUCACAAAAGAGCAAGUAUUACGUGAAAUGAAGAAUAGAGCGGAGGAUUCUGACAUCGUUGCCACCUCCACUGUCAUGUCCUUGAAAUGUCCUCUUUCCACGCUGCGGAUCGAGGUCCCUUGUCGCACUGUCGUCUGCACGCAUAACCAGUGCUUUGAUGCAUCGUCGUUUUUGCAGUUGCAGGAACAAGCGCCUACAUGGUCGUGCCCGGUUUGUUCCAAGGCCACCAGCUAUGAAUCAUUGCAAGUUGACCAAUAUGUUGAUGAUAUACUCCAUUCCACAUCGCCGGAUGUGGAACAGGUCAUUAUUGAACCGGACGGGAAUUGGUCGAGUCCAAAGGAAGACGAGUUCGAAGGUGCUGGGGGCGUCACUCCGGCGACAGAGGACGAGGACGAGCUGAUUGAGAUCAAAGAACCUGGAAUUGUGCAUGUGAAGCAGGAGUCACUCUCAGCAUCAGGCCUCUCCCUAGAGCGGACACCGGCUCAAUCCCGGGAGCCGUCAGCGACAUCAUCUGCAACUCGUCUGUCCACUAACAAACGCUCAGCGGCCCAAGUGAUCGAUCUGACUGGUAGUGAUGAUGAUGGUUCCCCAGUCAGACCAGCUAAGCGUCUGGCAUCAAAUGCUCCCCACCGGGCUUAUGCUCGACCAGCAUUUCGUAACUCAUUUAGCAGCGGUCUUGUAAACGGGGGAAAUUUCUCCUUUACGAACCAGACUAAUUCGGAGUCCCCUAGACAUAUUGGUGGUUUUGAUGCGUGA